CUCGAUUUAGAUAAUCAACAUAAUGCCGGCACCUUAUAAUUUGAGCGGAAGAACUGCAAUCGUCACGGGUUCGUCAACAGGUAACGGUAGAGCGAUUGCAAUCUCUUUGGCAGAAGCCGGCGUAAACAUCGUUGGUGUUGAUUUGCUCCCUGGACCGGUAAAUGGUACGGUUAAGCACGAAGCCCCUACAUUAGAUCUAGUUCGGGAAGCAUACAACGUACAGUCUGCGUUUGUUCAAGGUGAUGUUUCAAAGGAAGAUACUUGGGAAUCUGCCGUUGCUGCUGCCCUGGCUAUCAAUGGGCGAAUUGAUAUCUUGGUAAAUAACGCAGGUAUUUUAGGCAAAGUUGGACCUCUUCACGAAUGCAGUCUGGCACAAUGGAACUUGAUUAUGAAUAUCAACCUUACUGCAGUCUUUUUGGGUGUAAAAGCUGUUAUGCCAACAAUGCUUGCUCAAAAAGCACGUGAAGGAAGUACCAGAGGAACGAUCAUUACAAUUUCAUCAAAUGCAGCCCAUCAUGGAGCACCAGAUAAAGCUCCUUAUUGCACCACAAAAGGAGCUCUCGUUGCUCUUAAUAGGUCACUCGCAGUUGAUUAUGGCCGAGAUGGAAUCAAGUGUAUUACAGUAUCUCCCGGUAUUAUUGCAACAGCUUUGAAUGCAAAGGAACUCUCCGAUCCUACAAAGUGUAUCAAUUAUAGGGCCCAAACUCCUUGGCCACGCUUUGGUAGAGUUGAAGAGGUCGGAUCGGCAGUUUUAUUCCUUUGUUCAGACGCAUCGGAUUAUUGCAACGGCACAGAUUUCGCCAUGGAUGCUGGUUACAUUGUAGCGUAAGAAAACAGGAAUCAUAUUCUUUCUCAUUCAUAACUUCCUUCAUGUACCCAGCUUCUAU
Molecule: messenger RNA, 887 nt
Organism: Meira miltonrushii
Lineage: Eukaryota; Fungi; Basidiomycota; Exobasidiomycetes; Exobasidiales; Brachybasidiaceae
Product: short-chain dehydrogenase/reductase SDR
Exons: 5
Coding region: 23-829 (268 amino acids)
Molecular function (GO): oxidoreductase activity, acting on the CH-OH group of donors, NAD or NADP as acceptor
Source: RefSeq, a predicted model, not a curated record